AUGUCAGAUGCACGAUCUGUAACUCUUCACGGCAGAACGUAUCAACUGCCUAAAAAGCCCACAGUGAUCAUCUGCGUUGAUGGAUUCGAUCCCGAAUACUUGGAGGCCGGUAUCGCGGCUGGCAUCCUCCCCAACAUGGUCAAGCUCAUGAGCGAAGGCUUCCGCGCCACCGCCCAAUGCUCGAUGCCGUCCGUCACAAACGCCAACAACGUGUCCAUCAUCACCGGCGCGCCCACGGCCGUCCACGGCAUCGCCACAAACUACUUUCUCGACCGUGCCACCGGAAAGGAGACGAUGAUUGUCGACGACUCCCUCGUGCGCGGCUCCACUAUCCUGGCCGAGAUGACCGCGCGGGGCGUCCGCGUCGCCGCCAUCACCGCAAAGGACAAGCUGCGGAAGAUCCUGCAGCGCGGCCUCGACCAGUCCCACGCUGUAUGCUACUCGACACAGCUUGCUAGUGAGGAGGUGCUCGCGUGGCUGGGUCACGACGCGCGGCCGGACCAGUACUCGGCCGAGCUGUCCCUGUACGUCCUCGAGGCUGGCGUGAAGCUGCUGCGCGAGGGGAGAGCCGACUUGCUGUACCUCACACUCUCAGACUACGUGCAGCACAAGUACGCACCGCACGAGCCCGAGGCGCAGCAGUUUCUGGCGACGAUUGACAGAAGAAUCGGCGAGUGUCUCCAGCUGGGCGCCGUGGUGGCCGUCACGGGCGACCACGGCAUGAGCGACAAGUCAGACGCCGACGGAAACCCAGUGGUCUUGUAUGUACAGGAUGAGCUGGAGAAGAGGUUCGGACCGGGCUGUGCUCGCGUCAUCUGUCCAAUUGCCGACCCUUUUGUCGUGCACCACGGCGCCCUCGGCGGCUUCGUGCGCGUCUACGUCCCUGACGCUCACGCGGCGCAUGUUCCCGCCAUGGCCGAGUACAUCGGCGCCUUUGACAAGGUGCAGGUGGCGCUACUGAAAGCGGAAGCCGCGUCGAGAUUUGAGAUGCCGCUGGAUCGCGAGGGUGAUUUUGUGAUUGUGGCCAGGGAGAAUGCGGUACUGGGCUCCAAGGAGGCCGAGCACGACUUGUCGGGGCUCAAGGGCCAUCGACUUCGCUCCCAUGGAGGUUUGUCGGAACAAAGCAUCCCGCUGCUGCUUUCCAUCCCUGUGAGGAAUGUAGAAUAUCAAGGUCGGGAGUGGAAGAAUUACGAUAUUUUCGACAUAGCAUUGAACAGCCAGUAG
This is a messenger RNA of Akanthomyces muscarius, 1224 nucleotides long. RefSeq lists its product as uncharacterized. NCBI's taxonomy places the organism in Eukaryota, Fungi, Ascomycota, Sordariomycetes, Hypocreales, Cordycipitaceae. Gene Ontology annotation, molecular function: phosphonoacetate hydrolase activity. The transcript has 2 exons. Bases 1 to 1224 code for a protein of 407 amino acids. The record is from RefSeq and is a predicted model, not a curated record.